Pyricularia pennisetigena is the source of this 1245-nucleotide messenger RNA. RefSeq lists its product as uncharacterized. The record is from RefSeq and is a predicted model, not a curated record. The transcript is spliced from 3 exons. Lineage: Eukaryota; Fungi; Ascomycota; Sordariomycetes; Magnaporthales; Pyriculariaceae. Bases 1 to 1245 code for a protein of 414 amino acids.
AUGGUUGGAGCUCAGUGGUCGUUGGAGGAAGAGCGAUGCUUCUGGCAGCGCGUCAUCCCCAUCUCGCCAUCCCGAGCCGGCAUCGACGUCUCCACACGCGACGAGAACAAAUGGAAGGAGCUUGUCCCUCUGAUGGAGAGUUGGAUGGGAAAAGAGGCUCGGAGGAAGUAUACUGCUCAAAUGCUUUAUGAACACUGGUACCAGAAUUACCAGCGCAGUUACUCUCCAAAUGCCUACCAGUUUGUCCGCACAUAUCUCCUCAGCAUUGGCGGACUCGCAGAGGACCCCGAAGCACCCCGUCCAAGCAGGCCCGGCAGCUCCAGCAGACGUGGUGGCGUCAGGAAGAUAGUUAGAGGGACCAGCAGCCGCGGCAACAGAAGCAGUCUUCAGUCUCUUAGGGAAAGCCGCAGUGGCAGUGGUCGAUCCACCAUGAGCUCGUCGUCGCCACGCAACGGUGUCAACGAUGUCAACACCAGGCGUUCCGAGACCGAAUCUCUAGAUGCUGCUCCGUCGACAGCUAUCAACCACCAAACAUACCACACAUAUCCCACAACUGGUCUGUCCCACCGACAGUUGCCGUUUGCAAUCAUGGACACGGAGCAAUCCGGCCAUGGCUUCGCAGCCAUGCCAACACCGGGACCACAGUCCUUUUACAACGCUGCCCCACACUCCACAGACAGCGACAUUCGAGAGGCGGCGCUCCGUCUCACAGAGCUAGCGGCCUCGCGCCAGAUAAUCAGGCCGAGAGCGGACGGUAGCGAGCAUAGCGGCAGUUACUUUGGCAGUGUGGCCAGUGGCGGUAGCGGUAGCGGUGACGGCGAAUACGGGCAUACAGCGAACGUCCACGGCCAUUACCGGCAGUUACACGAGGCUGCGAACGGAUACGGAGCGGCUCCUGCUCUGUACCAUGCUCAUGGUGAGCACUUUGCAUACCCCAGCUCCGUGCCUGUGGUGGGCGUAUAUAAUUCCGCACAUCAGGGAAUGGCUCCUGGAAUCAUGGGACGAGGCCCGGUUCAUGGCGGCCCGUACCAGCUCCCUCCGCCUCUACCGCCGCGGCCACUCGCACAUUGUGAACAAUACUCUACGAUUCAAGGGGUCUUUUCCCGCGGGGGCUUCGAUCCCAGGCCGACCGAGGGGCCGCCAAACUCUGGACAAAUGCUGCAUGGACAGUCGGUGCAGAACGAGAACGUCCAGGAAAUGUCCAUAAAAGACUGUACCGGUAGCGAUGAUUCAGGACAACGUUGA